CCCGCCUGUGGAAGCUCCUGACCUUCGUGGUGGCCCUGCCCGGGGUCGGCGUGUGCAUGCUGAACUGCUACUUGAAAGCGCAGCACGAGCACGAGCGGCCCGCGUUUGUUCCUUACGCUCACCUCCGGAUCAGGACCAAGCCUUUCCCCUGGGGUGACGGGAACAAAACUUUGUUCCACAACCCCCACGUUAACGCUCUCCCAACCGGUUAUGAAGAUGAAAACUAA
Molecule: messenger RNA, 227 nt
Organism: Fulmarus glacialis (Northern fulmar)
Lineage: Eukaryota; Metazoa; Chordata; Aves; Procellariiformes; Procellariidae
Product: cytochrome c oxidase subunit 6A1, mitochondrial
Exons: 2
Biological process (GO): mitochondrial electron transport, cytochrome c to oxygen
Cellular component (GO): mitochondrial inner membrane
Molecular function (GO): enzyme regulator activity
Source: RefSeq, a predicted model, not a curated record